AUGAGUGGCGAACAGAGGGUUGCCAGGGAUCACUACAAAGGGGUAUGUUUGAUAGAAAAAGUGAGUAAGAGAGAAACGACUGCGCUUACAGUAAAAUCAAAUGGCAAGAAGGCUUAUGGAUUGUAUCAGAUACCCAGUGAGUGGUGUAAAGAAGGCAAACGCGGUGGACGCUGUAAUAUAAAAUGUGAAGCUCUGCUAGACGAUGACAUCCGUGAUGACACAGCAUGCGCCUUGAAGAUCAUGGAGGAACACGGCUUCCAGUACUGGUCCCUGUGGACUACGAGGUGCAAGAACGAUAACUUCAUUACCAAUGAGAUUUAUAAACGGCGAGUCAGGUUGGCUCGCUGCCCGACCAGAACCAGACCCGAGUGUGGGUCGCGUAGCGUUCUGCACGCGCCUAAAGACCCAAAUAGACCACCACAGGCGGGGCCCUGUAGGGCUGAUGUUCAGCCGGGGUUGCGGGGAGAAAGAGGCAUAUCAAAGGAGCCCAAGCUCGAUAUGUUUAACAGAAAGCAGGCCAUCGUUCCGAUUCUCCGAAACCCUUAUAUCCAUAAGGCUUGCAACGCACUGGUGUUGCAGAUAUCCAUGGGCGGCACCGAUUGUUUACCAUCAGGUACUUAA
Spodoptera exigua (beet armyworm) is the source of this 621-nucleotide messenger RNA. Lineage: Eukaryota; Metazoa; Arthropoda; Insecta; Lepidoptera; Noctuidae. The record is from the annotation of a GenBank genome assembly.